AUGGCAAGCGAGAAUUACACGCGUGAGGAGGAGGAUUUUGAGGAUGAGGAGCUUGAUGAAACUAGCUUCAAAUCAGUCAAAGAUGCUGUUCUCUUUGUCAUAGACAUCAGUAGCUCAAUGCUAAAACCUCGAGAAUCUUCUGAUGCUAAGAAACCCGUCAAGGAAUCACCAGCAUCUGCCGCCUUGAAGUGUGCAUACCAUCUGAUGCAACAGCGCAUUCUCUCCAACCCUCAUGAUAUGAUCGGCGUCUUACUUUAUGGCACACAGUCAUCCAAAUUCUAUCAUGAAGAUGAAGAUAGUCGUGGAGAUCUCUCAUAUCCACACUGUUAUCUCUACACGGACCUGGAUGUCCCAUCAGCCCAAGAAGUCAAGGAACUACGAUCUCUAGCCGAGAAGGACGAGGCAGCAGUAGGAAUAUUGAAGCCAUCAAGUGAGCCGGUCUCGAUGGCCAAUGUGCUUUUCUGCGCGAAUCAAAUCUUUACUUCCAAGGCUCCAAACUUCCUGUCUCGGCGAUUGUUUGUCGUGACCGACAAUGAUAAUCCACAUGCAGACAAUAAAGCACUGCGAUCAGCUGCAACUGUUCGAGCGAGAGACUUGUAUGACCUGGGUGUUAACAUUGAGCUUUUCCCCAUCUCUCAACCAGAUCACGAAUUCGACACCUCUAAGUUCUACGAUGACAUUAUUUACAAAACUUCUCCAAAUGAUGGCGAUGCUCCGAUAUACUUGAAACCGGAUACCAACGAGUCUACGGCCAAAGGUGACGGACUUUCACUGCUCAAUUCUCUCUUAUCCAGCAUCAAUUCGAGAUCGGUUCCCCGGCGUUCUCUGUUUUCAAACGUGCCACUGGAGCUCGGUCCUGAUCUUCAAAUAUCAGUUAAUGGAUACCUGCUUCUCAAAAAGCAGGAGCCCGCACGGAAUUGUUUCGUUUGGCAGGGUGGCGAGACUCCUCAAAUCGCCAAAGGAGUCACCACUCUGAUGGCCGAUGACACAGCACACACGGUCGAGAAAGAGGACAUCAGAAAGGCCUACAAGUUCGGCGGCGAACAAGUCUCAUUCACAACCGAAGAACAGCAAGCAUUGAAACACUUCGGUAACCCCGUAAUCCGAAUUAUUGGCUUCAAGUCACUGUCCGCGCUGCCAAUCUGGGCUAACGUCAAGCACCCCUCGUUCAUCUAUCCCUCGGAAGAAGACUACGUAGGCUCAACUCGAGUCUUCUCUGCAUUACAGCAAAAACUCUUGGAGGCCGAGAAAAUGGCAUUGGUCUGGUUCAUUCCUCGCAGGAAUGCGUCGCCAGUCUUGGCUGCCAUGGUAGCUGGAGUUGAGAAAAUCGAUGAGAAUGGAGUGCAGAAAAUCCCACCGGGCAUGUGGAUUAUCCCUCUUCCCUUUGCGGACGAUGUUCGCGAAAAUCCGGAGGCGACCCUGAACAAGGCACCGGAUACACUGAUUGAUUCCAUGCGGGAAGUGAUUCAGCAACUGCAGCUUCCAAAGGCUGUGUAUGAUCCUUCAAAGUACCCCAAUCCUUCACUUCAAUGGCAUUAUCGCAUUCUACAAGCUCUUGCCUUGGAAGAAGACAUGCCCGAAAGCGCAGAAGAUAAGACCAUUCCCAAGUAUCGACAGAUAAACAAGCGCGCUGGCGAGUAUGUCCUUGCAUGGGCCGAGGAACUGAAGGCCCAAUCAGCCAAAAUAUUUGGUGGGACCGCAGCUACAAAAACCACUCUUGUGAAACGAGGCGCAAAGGAAGAAAACGCCGAGAGCCAUCCCUCAAAACGGGUAAAGGUCGAGAGUGGUGCUAUUGAUGUGGACGGCGAUGUCAAACGAGCCUCGGAAAAGGGCGCUGUAUCCAAGUUGACCGUGGCUACGCUGAAGGAGUUCUUGAAUGCUCACGGCCGUGCUACAGCUGGCAAGAAGGCAGAUCUGGUGGAGCGGGUUGAGCAGUACUUUGAACAGAAGUCCUAA
Penicillium nucicola is the source of this 1956-nucleotide messenger RNA. RefSeq lists its product as uncharacterized. Gene Ontology annotation, molecular function: damaged DNA binding; double-stranded DNA binding; DNA helicase activity. Gene Ontology annotation, biological process: cellular response to X-ray; telomere maintenance; double-strand break repair via nonhomologous end joining. The record is from RefSeq and is a predicted model, not a curated record. Bases 1 to 1956 code for a protein of 651 amino acids. NCBI's taxonomy places the organism in Eukaryota, Fungi, Ascomycota, Eurotiomycetes, Eurotiales, Aspergillaceae. The transcript is spliced from 6 exons. Gene Ontology annotation, cellular component: Ku70:Ku80 complex; nucleus.